Molecule: messenger RNA, 543 nt
Organism: Hibiscus syriacus
Lineage: Eukaryota; Viridiplantae; Streptophyta; Magnoliopsida; Malvales; Malvaceae
Product: photosystem I reaction center subunit IV A, chloroplastic-like
Exons: 3
Coding region: 85-528 (147 amino acids)
Biological process (GO): photosynthesis
Cellular component (GO): photosystem I; photosystem I reaction center
Source: RefSeq, a predicted model, not a curated record
UCUCAAUCAUUGUUCCUUCAUUUGCUUAAAACCAUUGAACAACACAGUUUCAACCUUUCCAUCAGUUUACAACACAGAGAGACAAUGGCCAGCUGCGGCGGCAUCGGCAUGGCAUCGGCUGCCUCGAGGCUGCUAUUAACUCCCAAUGUCACGGCCACUGCAAUGGCCAACAUCAACAUGACCUUUUUCCCUUCCAAAAUCAACAACAACAAUAAUUUACGGCUCGUCGUUAGGGCAGCCGAGGAGGCUUCGGCAGCAGAGCCAGCACCAGCGCCGGCAACCGCCACGGCGGAACCAGACGGCGGUGAAGCACCUAAGCCUAAGCCACCACCCAUUGGACCAAAAAGAGGAACCAAGGUGAAGAUUCUCAGGAAGGAAUCAUACUGGUACAAUAGCUAUGGAUCAGUUGUUACAGUUGAUCAGGAUCCCAAGACUCGCUACCCCGUAGUGGUUCGAUUCAACAAAGUUAAUUACGCAAAUGUAUCGACCAACAACUAUGCAUUGGAUGAGAUUGAAGAAGUUAAAUGAUCUCACUUGGCAUGU